GUCGGUACGUAUGGGGAGUAGGCAAUCCAGCUUGAUCAGUCAGUGUCGUGCAUGAAUUGUGAGUGAAUAUAAAUGUGAGCUAAGAUGAGCAAACAAACUGCAGCUUUGGUGACAUGUGAACAAUUUAAACUAUUCCUCCGUGACAAUUUCGAAGAUUUUGAUGAUCUUAUAAACUUUUCCGCAGUUCGAGCCUUAGAUGACGGCGAAAACUAUAUUACUACGAUUAUAAGAAUUUGUGCCGAUAUAAAGCUGAAAGAUACAAGCCUCCAUCGGGUGCAACUCAUACUAAAAAUUCCGCUGAAGGUUAAUGAAACAAAGGAGCAUGAAAACAACGAAGAGAAAGCGCCAUCGUCAGCUGAUGAUUAUCAUGAAUUAUUUGYCACCGAAUCGGAUAUGUACGACAACAUCGUGCCAGAGUUAGAGGAGUUAUGUGCAAAUUUCGAUAACAAAUUACAUUUCAAACCAAAACAAUAUCGUUUUGUUCAYGAACUAACUUGCAAUUAUAUUCUUCUGGAAGAUCUUCAGGCAAGRGGAUUUAAAAAUGCGCCAAGGCGAGAGGGUCUCAACGAAGAGCAUACUAAAGCGGUGCUUGCAAAGUUGGCGCAGUGGCAUGCAGCUUCAGCUAAGAGAGUUGAAAUAAGAGGUGAUUACCCAGAAGAGUAUGUAAACAGCUACUUCUCACAGAAGAAUUUGCCUUUUAUUGAAAAUAUGAAUGCUGCAUUCAAUGAGCCGUUUGCUCAAUGUUUGGAGAGCUAUGAUUUGCUGCUUCCAGAAAAAGAGGUCAUUUUGAGUUACAUGAAAAACAUGAAUGAAUUAUAUUUAAAAUUUGGCAAUAUCGAUGCACAAGCCUUCAAUGUUCUUAACCACGGCGACUUUUGGAUAAACAACAUCAUGUUUCGACACAGUAAGGAUGACGGAGAGGCAGUUCAGGAAGUGCUUUUCGUUGAUUUUCAGCUACCCAAGUAUGGAAGUUUCGCAAUGGAUGUAUUUUGCUUUUUGAUGACUUCGCCACAAUGGAACAUUAAAUUGAAAAAUUUUGACAAUUUCAUAAAUUUUUAUCAUACCGAGUUGAUUCGAAACUUGAAAAGGUUAAAUUACAUGAGACCAAUACCUACACUCGAGCAGAUAAAUGCUCAACUGGAAAAAUAUGGUUUGUGGGCUUUUGUGUGUGUUCAACGGAUGCUUGCAGUGGCUUUACUAGAUCCCCAUGAAAAUUCCAACAUUGAAACUUUUAUGAGCAAUAAUGAGGCGGGAAAAGCUUUUAAAAAACGCAUGUUUUAUAAUCCCAAAUAUGUGCAGCAAGUGAAAGAAAUUUUGCCGUGGCUAAUAGAGAAGAAUUACAUGCAUUAUAUGACACAGGUUUCAUAAUUGAAUGGUAUUUUACAACGAAACACCUAUSUACCUAGUAUAGUACGUAUUUUAUGGAGAACAAUUUAAGUAUAAUAAAUAAAACGCUUUAAAAUCGUAUUACAUUUCAAAUCA
Bactrocera latifrons is the source of this 1482-nucleotide messenger RNA. RefSeq lists its product as uncharacterized. The transcript is spliced from 4 exons. Lineage: Eukaryota; Metazoa; Arthropoda; Insecta; Diptera; Tephritidae. The coding region runs from base 85 to 1368 and encodes 427 amino acids. The record is from RefSeq and is a predicted model, not a curated record.